Molecule: messenger RNA, 984 nt
Organism: Lepus europaeus (European hare)
Lineage: Eukaryota; Metazoa; Chordata; Mammalia; Lagomorpha; Leporidae
Product: casein kinase I-like
Exons: 1
Coding region: 1-984 (327 amino acids)
Biological process (GO): negative regulation of canonical Wnt signaling pathway; peptidyl-serine phosphorylation; signal transduction
Cellular component (GO): cytoplasm; nucleus
Molecular function (GO): protein serine/threonine kinase activity; ATP binding
Source: RefSeq, a predicted model, not a curated record
AUGGCAACCCUCAGCAGUCCUGACUCCAGAUUCAUCGUGGGAGAGAAGUACAGACUGGUAAGGAGGAUCGGGUCCGGCUCCUUCGGAGUGGUUUAUCUCUCAGUUAAUAUCACCAAUGGAGAGGAAGUGGCAGUGAAACUAGAGUCACAGGAUGCCAAGCACCCCCAGUUACUAUAUGAGGGCAAAUUGUACAAGAUUCUGCAGGGUGGGGUUGGCAUCCCCCGCUUAAGGUGGCUCGGUCAGGAUAGAGACUAUAAUGCCCUAGUCAUGGAUCUUCUGGGACCUAGCCUGGAAGACCUCUUCAAUUUCUGUUCACGGAAGUUCACCAUGAAAACUGUUCUUAUGUUGGCUGACCAGAUGAUCAGUAGAAUUGAAUACGUUCACACAAAGAACAUCAUACACAGAGACAUUAAGCCGCAUAACUUCCUUAUUGGUACAGGGCGCCACCGCAAUAAAGUAUUCCUUGUUGAUUUUGGUUUGGCCAAAAAGUAUAUAUCCAGUAGUACAAGGAAACACAUACCAUGCAUAGAAUAUAAAUACCUCACUGGUACUCCCCGAUAUGCUAGCAUCAAUGCUCAUCUUGGUUUUGAGCACAGUCGCCGAGAUGACAUGGAGUCAAUAGGUUAUGUUUUGAUGUAUUUUAAUACAAGCAGAUUGCCAUGGCAGGGAAUAAAGGCUACCACAAAGGAACAACGCAAUGAAAAGGUUAUGAAAAUGAAGAUAUCCACUCCUGUAGAAGUUUUAUGUGAGGGGUUUCCAGCAGAGUUUGCCACAUACUUAAAGUAUUGUCGUGCACUGCACUUUGAUGAAACUCCGGAUUACAAAUAUCUGAGGCAGCUAUUCCGCAGUCUUUUUGAGACCUUGAAUGACCCAUGUGACUGCACCUUUGACUGGACAUGGUUACAGCACAAAGCAGCACAACCGGCGACAUCUUGCAGUAAGCAGGGUCAGCAGGCCCAAUCCCCCACAAAUUUCCAAGCAUGA